Messenger RNA from Anopheles maculipalpis, 6688 nucleotides. It is a transcript of the gene cno, whose product is annotated as afadin. Gene Ontology annotation, molecular function: cell adhesion molecule binding. The record is from RefSeq and is a predicted model, not a curated record. Gene Ontology annotation, biological process: regulation of protein localization; signal transduction. Lineage: Eukaryota; Metazoa; Arthropoda; Insecta; Diptera; Culicidae. The transcript is spliced from 15 exons. Bases 138 to 6686 code for a protein of 2182 amino acids. Gene Ontology annotation, cellular component: adherens junction.
UGUUACCUCGGUUAGAGCUAGUGCUAACGCGAACUGGCAACUGACGCAACCAUAAGGCGCAUCCAUCGCGUGCGCCUAACGUACUCUCGACAGUGAACGACAUCUUGUUACACCCCGCCGCCGGCCACCUUCGUUCGAUGAAAAUGUCGCUCAAUGAGAAACGGAUGUUUGAUCGUGAAACACUCCGAUCCGUCAUCCAGCAAUGGAACACGGUUCGGUUGGAUAUUUUUGCCCUGUCGGAGCCGAAUGAGAACCUGGAAUUCCAUGGUGUGAUGCGAUUUUACUUCCAAGACGAGGGCCAAAAGGUAGCAACCAAAUGUAUCCGUGUCGCAUCCGACGCCACCGUUUCCGACGUUAUCGAAACGCUGAUAGAGAAAUUCCGUCCCGAUAUGCGUAUGCUGUCCCUGCCAAACUACGCACUGUAUGUGGUCCAUGCGAACGGCGAAGAGCGAAAGCUGAAUCCCGACGAGAAACCUUUGCUCGUUCAGCUCAAUUGGCACAACGAUGAUCGUGAGGGACGAUUUCUGUUGAAAAAUUGUGCCCAAAAGACAAAUACCUUGGACAGCAUCACCGAUCAGCCGAGCUUCAAACGCAAACUGUCGAAAAGGGAAAAGAAGGAACAAAAGAAGAAAGAAAAGUUGAACAAACUGCAAUCAAGCGGUGGUGCUGGUGGACCGGAUUCGGAGAAUCACGUUGCCGAGAAACUGUACACCGAGCUGCCGGAAACAUCGUUUACACGAUCCAUCUCCAACCCGGAAGCGGUAAUGCGGCGUCGCCGACAGCAGAAGCUGGAAAAGAAAUUGCAACAGUUCCGGUCGAGGGACGGCGGGCCGGACACUGGCGGGACGCUGAAGAUCUAUGGCGAAAGCCUUUGCCGAGACGUACCGUACAAAACGCUACUGCUGUCGAUUCGGGACUGUGCCCAGGCCGUAGUCCGGGAGAUGCUCGCCAAAUAUGGCAUGGAUAAAGUGGAUCCGCUUCACUACUGUCUCGUACAGGUCAACAGCGACGGAUCCGAAUACAUCCUCGACGACGACGAAUGUCCUCUCUCAAUUCUAAUGAAUCACCCUACAUCUCGAGGUUCAAUCAUGUUUCACGUGCGCCGCCGACCCGCGGAUUCGCAGCCGCGAAGACGGAAAAAGAAACCGCUAGGCGUAUCGAAUGGUGGAAACAACAUUGGCGGUGACCGGGAAGGUCCGAUGCUGAUCGAGAUCACGCACAGCGGUGACGGUGGGCGACGCGUGAAACUAGGCAGCGAACCGAUCGAGGUCGGUUCGGCCAACACUAAUGCCCUGCAGCUGUUUGGUCCCUCGAUACAGGCACGCCACUGUUUAAUAUCGAUGCACGACGGAGUCUGCACCGUGACGCCCUUGCACGCAGAUGGUACAACAUUUGUCAACGGUCAUCAUAUCCAGCAGCCGACGAUACUGCACAAUGGUUCCGUGGUCAUGUUUGGCCGGGUUGCGUCGUACCGUUUCGUCGAUUCACCGUCGGAUGGGCGAUAUAAUCUGGCACUGUCUCAAUCCCAACUGGAUUCGGCCUGUUUGUACGAAAGUCGAUCACCGACCUCGCCUACAUCCUGGAAUGACGAAGAGAGCCGCCCUAUCAGCCCAAUCAGUUCAGUACAGAUGGCAGGUGGUGGUAAGAUGCCGGCCGGAAGCAACAUCGGUAGUGGUAGUUUUCUCGACGGUCCUGUCCCAUCGACCAGUGCCGAAAGUGCAUCAUCACAACAACAGUCAAAUGCGUUCGCGAAAACGUCAUCGUACGACAUGCAAUCGACGCCCAGUUCUCAACAAACACAACAAACGCAUCCACACAUGCACCAUCACCAUCAUCACCAUCCGAGUGGUCUGCUCGUGACCGCAUUAGACGGGCCGGAUGUAAUAGGUGCAGACGAUGCGGCCAGCUAUAAAGGAGGACACGCUGGUAAUAACGAUCACAAUGAAGGUGAACAGCAGCAGCAGCAGCAGCACCUCGCCAAUAGUGGAGGAAAUUUUGGGGCCGGAAAUGGAGGUGAAACAGAAACGAAAUCUAUUUCCAGCUUCAAAUCAAUUGGAUCAACCACCGACAGGACGAGCACGUUCCCCAAACUUCAACCAUCGCACGCAGCUACAUCAAUUUCGGGUGAACCCGGCGGACAGGAACCCAUCCUUCCUGCCGUGCUAGAGUUUCCGGAACAAAACCAGGAACCAUUCCUGCAAUCCGUCAUCAGCGAGCUGGAUGUAAAUUCGCCCAACUUCAAACUGGCACCGGUCUACACACUCUACCUGUGCGCUCGAUACCGUGCCUCGACUCACUAUCGUCCCGAUUUGCAGCCAACAGAGCGAGCCCACAAGCUGACCGUAUUUCUGCAUCACGUUGCCAAUCUAAUCCAAAACGUUGUCCAGGAGCAGUACACCGAUGCCAAAAUUCUGUCCUUCUGGAUGGCCAACAGUUCCGAGUUUCUGCACUUUCUCAAAUCGGACCGUCACAUUUCGGCGUUUAGCGUGCAGGCCCAGGAAGUGCUGGCAGAAAGUGUGCAAACAGCUUUCCGCAAUCUAGUGUCGAUAUUUCACGUCGAGCUGUCGCAGACGCUGAAUCAGUUUCUGUCGGAAAACAUUGAUCACGACUCGGCUGCUGGGCUGGUUUUGUCGGUGCUCGGUUCGGCGAUGGCUUUGCUACGUCGUUGCCGGGUGAAUGCUGCGCUCACGAUUCAACUGUUUUCGCAGUUAUUCCACUACAUCAAUGUGGUGUGCUUCAACAAGUUUGUCACAACUUCACACAUGUGCACCAGCGCAUGGGGAAAAGCCUUAAGCGAGCGCCUAUCGCUCCUGGAACUAUGGGCAGAAAAGCAAGGCCUCGAGUUGGCGGCCGACUGUCAUCUGGCGAAAAUAAAUCAGUGUGCCCAGUUUCUGCAAGCCCCCAAAACAUCCGUCUCCGACGUGCAACAGUUGGCGUGUUCGUGCUUUCGACUAAACUCGCUACAAAUGGCUGCCCUACUGUCGCAGGAAACCAUUCCCCGUAACCUGAUCGACACUGCGGUACGGAUGGCAGAAUCGGUUGCGGACGAGCUGAGCCGUGCGGAUGGACGGGAGAUACGGCUAGAAGAAUCACCCGAGCUGCCACUAGCGCUGCUCCUGCCAGACGACGGUUUCAGCUGUGACGUUGUUCGGGGCAUUCCGGCCGGUUUGGUGGACUUCCUAAAUCCGUUCCAAAUGGCGGGCUGGUGCAGAUUAGCAUCGCAACCGACAAGUAUAGGCCUGUGGACGGUGUACAUGCAUCAGUUCAAUCACGGCCGCUCGCCGAGUGUGAUGUCGAGUAAGUUGCCGCAGCCAGAAGUGCAGAUUAUCAAGCUGCACAAAAACGCGAACGGCAUGGGGCUUUCGAUUGUAGCAGCCAAAGGUGCCGGCCAGGAACGGCUCGGUAUCUACAUCAAGUCGGUGGUCGGUGGCGGUGCGGCCGACUUGGAUGGACGGCUGCAGGCAGGUGAUCAACUGUUGGAAGUCGACGGUCAAAGCUUGAUCGGUAUUACUCAAGAACGUGCGGCGGAUCAUUUGGUGCGUACCGGACCAGUUGUAACGUUGAAAGUAGCCAAGCAAGGUGCCAUCUAUCAUGGAUUAGCCACACUUCUCCAACAGCCAAGCCCCGUUAUUCAGCGAGGCGGUCGACGAAUGUCCGAAAGAGACAUGACACGCGUCGGCACAAGCAGUGGCGACAUCAGUAAGCCUCCAGUACCCGCAUCAGCCGCCGGACAGCAGUUAUUGAAUAGUAAAUCCGUUCCAGCACUGCACCAUGUAGGCAAUAUUGGAGCUUCAGCUAAUAAAUCCCGUAGCAUACAUAAUCUUGCCGGUGGAGGUGUUGGAGGAGGAAGUGCAGGAGCGAUCGGUCAAUCGGGAACCAGUCAAGAUCAAGGAUUCUAUCAAAACCUCAGUGUGUAUAGAGCCCAGAACCAGAGCCAUCCAAAUCUUGGCGAACGGCCUCCAAUGCCUCUGCAGCCGUCUCUCAAUUCCCCCGGUGCUUCCAGUACGGUUCAUCAGCAACAGCAGCAAAUGUUGCAGCAUCAACACCAACAUCAGCUCCAACAGCAGCAGCAGCACCAACAGCACCCGAUUCUAAACCGUCCAGCGUCUGCCUAUUUUAAUAGCAAUAAUAGCAGUAACAAUGCCAACCCUAGCAAUUUGUUACUGACAACACAAAACACCAUGUCUUAUACGAUGCCUAAUCAGCAGCAGCCUAAUAAUAGUAAUAACGGUAAUCUAGCAAACAUAUCGCAGCAACAGCAAGGUAACAUGAACACGAUGAACAACCGACUAACAUCGACGAUGGGUGGAAAACAGCCGGCCAUACUACCUCCUGGUGGGGCCGGAAACAGUGGAAACGCAAACGGGUUUAUGCGCGAUGCCCAGGCGCAACAGAGCCUGCGGAUGAAUCAAAUGAUGGCACCCUCGAUGCCUAACAUUGCACACUCGGUAGGAGGCGGUGGCUAUCCGGCACCGGGCAUGAUCUCGGCAAGCCAGAGCAUGCAAAAUGUAAACGUAAUUCCCGGCGGACCAGGCAGUCCAGCUGGUGGUAGCUACAACUAUCACGGUGGUAGCGCUAAUGGUGGUAGCCCCAUGCUUUCCCCUCAGAUGUAUCCUCACGAUGGACAGCAGCAGCUUGGCGGGCAACAUCAUUCAUCGCUGCUGCGCGGUCAAGCCAAGUUGGCAGAAAUGAAUGAACUUAUCAAACGUCGCCAGCAACAGCAACAACAACCCGUGUCGUACAAUAUGGGCACGGCAAACAAACCACCUUCACAGCAGCAGCAAUCGAAUGCGACAAUGCCUCCUUCAACGGCGCCAAAACCAAUGCGUGCUGGCCAAGAGGAUCAACCGCCGCUUCCUCCUGCAUCAACACAUCCGAUGUUCAAACCAGGCAGUGUAGGAGGCCCAAACAACAAUAAUGCCUACAGUAGCGCUGAACCACCCAAAGUGGGCUAUUACCCCACAAUGCCAUCGCAAAACAAAAACUUACCCCAGGUUGGCAGUAGUCCCUGGGAGCGGGAAGAAAAGGAGAAGGAAAGUGAACUGCGUCGGGAGCAUGUGCGUGCCUGGCGGGAUCAGCAGAUUGGCGAGUUGCAGUCACUGCCGCAGCGUACACCGAAGCAAGAGGAACAGCUGCGAACGCUAAUCCUAGAGCGCGAUUUCGAGCGGCGCGCCAUGGAAGAGGAUCAAGAUUACGACAACGAUAUGGCUCCGUACGGUGCGAAAGAGCAUGGCAAUGUGCAGGAGGUAGUCCGGUUGGCACAACCCAACUCUGGCUCCAUCACCGCACCGAUGACGAAGCUGAAACAGGUUGAUAUCAAAACGCCUUCAGCCGAUACGCUCUCCAUCACGUCCAGCGAACAUUCGUCGAACGUGGUGCCAUCUGUUUCGACAGCGAUCGCCAAUUUUCAGCAGCAACAGCAGCAACAGGCAUCCGGUAGUAGCGGUGGACCUCCCUUAAUUCAACCCAAAAGCAUACUGAAACAUAACAACAACAGCAGUACACCUUCGUCUCCAUCGAAAGGAGCCGCAAAAACGGCAAGCUUUGCUCACGACGGAAACAAUCCAUCGGCACGAUCGCAGUUAAAUCUGAGCGAAAUAACUGCCAACAAUACGAAUGCAAAUCAGAUGAUGUCACAAAUGGUGCACGAUAUGAACCAGAUGAAUCUGUCCUCCAAUAUGGCUGGUGGUGCGGUUCAGCAGACAGGCAUGAUGGGCGAAGAUCGUGAAAACAGCGAGUACGGGCAUCCGAUGCCACACGAACAGCAAACACUGAUGAACGGUGUCGGUGGAGGAGGAGCGAACCCAUACAUGAUGGGCGGCGAUGCAAACAAUGGUAACGGAGGCGUUGGUGGUGGUGUUCCACCACCUCCACCACCGGAGCGGAACAGCUCCUAUGUGAUCAUGUCGCAGCAACAGCAAAAGCUACGGACAAGCACUACUGGCCCCGGGAAACUGUCCUUUACCGGUGGUCCAAACACCAACAGUCCCGCAUUGGAUAUACAGCAACAGCAACAGAAUAUUAUGAACAACAAUGUAAACACAAUGGGCGGUGGUCGCUACAACAAUAAUAACCUACUUAUGACCGCCCCGAACAAUGGUCAGCUCAACAAUAAUCCAUCUACGCCAAUCGGUGGUGCAAACAGUACGAUGCCGCCGGGAGGAACCUCUUCGUUAUUAGCGAACAACAGCUAUAAGGACAACAAACGGGUGUCGUUCCAUGAUGAGGACGCCGGCAACAACAACAACCCAUCGACGCCAAUGAUGGCUGCUGGGCCCGCUGGCUAUACACAGGCCGGCCAUUUGAUAGGCGGUACAAUUGGUUGCAACGAAACGACAGGCGGUAGCGGAGAGCUAGGCACUAUACUGGAACGACCAGAUCCGGACCGUUUCAUCGAUGAAACAAUGCCGGCAAUGCUUCACACACCCACCACACCGGAUGGAGAAAACUGGAACAUGCAAAUUCAAGCCACACCAGGAGUAAUCGGUGCACAAGAAGUUUAUCGUGACCCUCGUACGCGUCGAUUGGCGGAACAGCAACAGAAGCAAAAAUCCGAAGCAGUACCCGAAAAGCUAUCGUUCAAAGAAAAGAUGAAGAUGUUUGCGCUGGAAUCGGGAGAAAAUAAUACACCGAAAGAUAAGCUAAAAAUAUCCCGCGCCCAAAGGGACAUAGAUGCCGUUCAUUAGAG